Molecule: messenger RNA, 1987 nt
Organism: Anas platyrhynchos (mallard)
Lineage: Eukaryota; Metazoa; Chordata; Aves; Anseriformes; Anatidae
Gene: MATN3
Product: matrilin 3
Molecular function (GO): calcium ion binding
Source: RefSeq, a predicted model, not a curated record
CGGGGCGGGCAGGGCAGGCAGGGGGGCACCAUGCGGCGGCCUCUCGGCAUCCUGGGCUGUUGCCCGCUGCUCCUGCUCCUCCUGCUGCUCCUGCAGCCCGGGGCACGGAGCGUCCCGCACCGCCUCCGCCGGCAGCCGCUGGGCAGCGGCUUCUCCGGGAGCCACGGCGCGGCAGACUCUGCCUGCAAGAACCGGCCCCUAGACCUUGUCUUCAUCAUAGACAGCUCCCGUAGUGUCCGACCUGAAGAGUUUGAGAAAGUGAAAGUCUUUCUGUCAAAAAUGAUUGACACUCUGGAUGUUGGUGAAAGAACAACCCGCGUGGCAGUCAUGAAUUAUGCCAGCACUGUCAAGGUAGAGUUUCCCCUCCGGACCCACUUUGAUAAAGCCUCAAUGAAGGAGGCCAUCUCUCACAUUCAGCCUUUGUCUGCUGGCACAAUGACUGGCCUUGCCAUCCAAACUGCCAUGGAUGAAGUCUUCACCGAGGAGAUGGGUACCCGGCCAGCAAGCUUCAAUAUCCCCAAGGUGGUCAUUGUCGUGACAGAUGGACGGCCGCAAGACCAGGUUCAAGACGUGGCAGCGAGCGCCCGGGCAGCUGGCAUUGAGAUCUACGCCGUUGGGGUAGAUCGUGCCGACAUGCAGUCCCUGAGGGUGAUGGCCAGCGAGCCACUGGAUGAACACGUCUUUUAUGUGGAGACAUAUGGUGUGAUUGAAAAGCUGACAUCCAAGUUUAGAGAGACUUUCUGCGCUGCGAAUACGUGUGCGCUUGGGACCCAUGACUGUGAGCAGGUCUGCGUGAGUAACGGUGGAUCCUACCUUUGCGAUUGCUUUGAAGGCUACACGCUGAAUCCAGAUAAGAGAACUUGCUCAGUUGUGGAUGUGUGUGCACCUGGGAAGCAUGAAUGUGAUCAGAUCUGCGUGAGCAACAACGGGUCCUAUGUCUGUGAAUGCUAUGAAGGCUACACCCUAAACCCAGAUAAAAAGACUUGCUCAGCCAUGGACUUGUGUGCAUCUGGGAGGCAUGACUGUGCACAAGUCUGUCGGAGAACCGAUGGAUCCUACAGCUGCGACUGCUUUGAAGGAUUCACUCUGAAUCCAGAUAAGAAGACUUGCUCAGCUGCUGACAUGUGUGCACCUGGCAGGCAUGACUGCGAGCAGGUCUGUGUUAGAGAUGAUCUCUUCUAUACCUGUGACUGCUACCAAGGCUACACCCUGAACCCAGACAAGAAGACAUGCUCAAGAAUCGAUGUGUGCGCACCAGGAACCCAUGACUGCGAGCAGGUCUGUGUGAGUAACGAGGGGUCGUACACCUGUGACUGCUACGAAGGCUUUACCUUAAACCCAGACGAGAAGACAUGCUCAAGAGCCUCAACAAGCAGUCUUGUAACAACUGAGGAGGCCUGUAAGUGUGAAGCCAUAGCUGCACUGCAGGACUCGGUCACUUCACGCCUCCAAGCUCUGUCCACAAAACUAGAUGAAGUGUCUGAGAAGCUGCAAGCAUAUCAAGAGAGACAGCAGGUUGUCUGAGCUACCAUUCUACUUAGAUAGAUCCCAAAAUGAUCUUUCAGAAGCAAUUAUUUUUUAUUGUGUUCAGCAAGCUUUAAUUUGUUGCACAGCUUACAGAACAGCAUUUGGUUUGUUAUUAUUGACAAGUGUCAAGAAGACUUCGGGAAGACAACCGUCUUGAAAAUAUGCCCUGAGGAUCUUCAUGUACGGUCACUUUGUAACCAUAAAGCUACCUAUACCUGCUGUGCUUCAGUCUGUACUGCCAGUAGUACAGCAGGUACCAUCAUUCUGCAGUAACUGCAUUUUUAUUCUUUGAUUUAAAAGUAAAUACAGGAAAGAAAGGAAUGGAAAAGUAUUCACAUCAUAUAAAACUGUGAAAUGGCUAGGCAGAGUAAAAAUCGUGCCUCUGGCAUUUGUCCAUUAAAAUGGAAAGUACUUUGUGGUCUUGUAACUUAUUUUAAUAAAAUAAAGUAUGAUCAGCACA